AUGACGUCAAACAAAGAUUACACCAUAAUCGAAGGGUUGCCGACGCCUCGAGUGUACCAUGACCUGCGAAAGCUUGCUGGCAUGACGCCUCCGCCCCUUGAGGCUGUACCCAAAGCGCUGGAAAACUCCUUCGUCGCCAUCCUCGCGUACGAAACCAAGAAUGUGCUAGACGAGUCAACACCGGGCCCAGGUCAGGAUCCAGUUGCGAUGGGGCGCUUAGUCGGCGACAAGUCGCUCUUUCUCAUUCUCUGCGAUGUAGCAGUGCACCCAGAGCAUCAACGGCGUGGGCUUGGGAAGCGCAUCAUGCAAGCGCUGGUCGAUUACGUGGACGCACAUGCUCCCCAAGCGUAUGUCAGUCUGGUCGCAGAGCCGGCAGCACAAAAGAUGUACCCUCAGUACGGGUUCAAGGAUGUGCAGCCUAGCAUUGGAAUGUACAGGAUGUUGAGAGACCGAAAGAUCGAGGGAGAGGUUGCCAACGAAGGGUCAUCUGGAGGACCAGACCUAAAGCUGUCGUGA
Didymella exigua CBS 183.55 is the source of this 516-nucleotide messenger RNA. RefSeq lists its product as uncharacterized. The transcript has a single exon. The record is from RefSeq and is a predicted model, not a curated record. Gene Ontology annotation, molecular function: acyltransferase activity, transferring groups other than amino-acyl groups. The coding region runs from base 1 to 516 and encodes 171 amino acids. Lineage: Eukaryota; Fungi; Ascomycota; Dothideomycetes; Pleosporales; Didymellaceae.